AUAUUAGUCAAAAAAAUAAAGGGCAAAAUUCAUCUUUAUUUAGAUCUGGAAUGCCCUGUAAGAGUACGAUUGUCAUGUUGGUGAAGCAAGUCAAGCAACUGGGUCUGCUAUCUGUAUCUUUGGUAAAUUAAUUGAGUUUUGUUGAAAUCGGGGGGAAAAAAUUCGUUGAGCGGCCACGGCACAAUAAUCUUGUUUAUGCGGAAUUGAUGGACAAUGGAGGUCCCCAGACAGUGCCAGAUGGAGAAGAAAGGUGUGAUGCGGGAACAGUUGCUUCGUCGUUGUCGUCUCCAUAUCGAUUAUUUGGUCGCCAAACUACAAUUCACCAGAUGAUGGGUGGAGGUAAAGCGGCUGAUGUUAUGUUGUGGAAGCGUCGAUAUGUUUCAUCUGCAAUUGUACUGGUUGCUACUGUUGCUUGGCUACUCUUUGAGCGUGCUGGUUUAUCAUUCUUAACCAUUUCGUCAGAUGUCUUGCUCAUUUUGAUUGUGCUGCUUUUUCUUCGUGCUAACUAUGCUGAAUUUAGAAAUAUGCACCUUCAAUCAUUGCCAGAAUUAGUUUUGUCUGAGGAAAUGGUCAAUAAUGUUGCAGCUUCAUUUCGUGUAAAAAUCAAUUAUGUGCUGCUAAUGGCACAUGAUAUUACCCUUGGCAAAGACUUCCGUCUCUUUUUUAAGGUGGUGGUGGUACUUUGGCUUAUGUCCGUAACUGGUAGCUAUCUUUCUUUCUUCACUCUCGCAUAUAUUGGAACAAUAAUAGCAAUAACGGUUCCUGCCUUGUACAGCAGAUAUGAACAAAAAGUUGACAGAUAUGCUGGUUUCAUCCAACAAAAACUUUCCAGGCACUAUAAAAUUGUUGAUGAUAAUAUGAUCAGCAGAAUUCCUCAGAAUUUACCCAAGGUUAAAGACUCAUAGAUCUGGAAUUGAUGCUGAAGGUUUGAAGCACAAUUGUUUAUUACUGUAAAAUAGUAGUCAAUAUUGUUGUUAUUGUUAAUAUUGCAAAGCCGGUUCCUUGGUUAUUUACUAGAUUUGCUCUGUAGAUAAAGAAAAAUGAAAACUACAGGCGGAAAAUCUGUGGCAAGCCAGGUAAGAUAAACAUGAGCUAUAGUUUGAUGGUGAGCA
Molecule: messenger RNA, 1112 nt
Organism: Daucus carota subsp. sativus
Lineage: Eukaryota; Viridiplantae; Streptophyta; Magnoliopsida; Apiales; Apiaceae
Product: reticulon-like protein B16
Exons: 6
Coding region: 207-905 (232 amino acids)
Source: RefSeq, a predicted model, not a curated record